AUGGCGCUCAAGGCUGAGAUCCAGGAUUUGAUCGAAGAUUACAACAGCGACCCCACAGAAGCCCCACGCUUCUCGACUGAGGAGCUCAUCACCAUCGCUGGCGUAUGCAAUGACGCGGAGUGGUUGCAGGACAAGCAAACCCAUCGUGCAGUACUCGCCACGUUCCCGUAUUACGCCAAUAGAGCGCUGGACGCCUACGUCAACAAUGCCGUGCACCCUUACAACGACACUGAGAAAGAAGCCUUGAAUUCAGAGCUACCCUUGAUCAUGGAAGAGCAGGCUGAGGAUCUCCAUGCACGGCUUUGUGGGAAUUGUGCCAUGCAUAGUGAUCUGACGGGAAGUUGGCUGUACUCAGCAGAUCACAAGGCAAGUCGCAUCUAUCUACGUCGUUGGCUGGAGUCCGAGCGCAAGGGGACGUUCGACUUCCAGGGUCUGCCACCGGAGCUGCGAACCAAGAUAUACGAGCUAGUUCUUGAGGCACCAGCGAGCGGCUUGGCAAAGUACCACCACUAUCGUGAUCAUGGUGAGCGCUUCUUCGUCAGAGACCGAGAUUGUGCGACCAUUCUCCUCCGCACAGACGGUAAGAUCUCCGACGUAGGCGGGUACUUCAGGUACAUGCCCAGAAAUCCGCAUCGCUAUUUGUUCCCUAGCAUCGGUGACCGGCUCAGGCUGCUCGAGACAUGCAAGCAAGUCUUUACCGAAGCUGUGGCAGUCUUCUACCAACAGAACUACUUCAUAUUUGCGCACCCGCGCCCGUUGGUGCACAACUUCUUCGGGCUUGCGAAUACUCGUGUCAAACACAUGUCGAAGUUGCAGUUCACACCCGAAGCAGAUCCGGACAACACAUUGGGCACAGUCGCACGUCUACUCACUAGCAUUACCGAGAUCAAGAGGCUCGAGUUAAACCUGGAGACUGACUACUACUGGCUGAAAAUGCGAAACCACUCGCGAGAAUGGAUUACUUCGGAUCGGAAGAGGCCAUUCGCUAGCUAUGAUCAGAUCCCGAGCUUUCCCGAGAUCGCCGUGGCUGCUGCUCGAGCACAAGAAUUUGUCGUCGUUGGCGACUGUCCUAAAGGAAGGGCAUACUUUGAGGCUGGAGUGGCGAAAGUGAAAAAGCGGGUCGAGGUGGAGGAGGUCGAUGAGGAGAUGGAGCCGAAGCCACAGGCUGUCCGCGCGAAGACGGCGAAGGGUUCUGCCAAGACUGCGCAGAACACAUCAACCUCGGCGCAGCGCACUAAGAAGCAGAAGAAGGGCGGGUCGGGUGUGUAA
Messenger RNA from Recurvomyces mirabilis, 1269 nucleotides. RefSeq lists its product as uncharacterized. The transcript is spliced from 2 exons. Lineage: Eukaryota; Fungi; Ascomycota; Dothideomycetes; Mycosphaerellales; Teratosphaeriaceae. The record is from RefSeq and is a predicted model, not a curated record. Bases 1 to 1269 code for a protein of 422 amino acids.